AUGGAUCGUGUUGGACAUUUAACACAGCACCAGAGAACUCACACAGGAGAGAAACCCUUCAAGUGCACUGUGUGUGACAAGGCAUUUUCAUAUCCAUCAGUUCUAAGGAACCACCAGAGAACACACACGGAAGAAAAACCCUUCAAGUGCAGUGUGUGUGGGAAGGCAUUUUCAUAUUCAUCUGCUCUUAAAAAACACCGGAGAACACACACAGGAGAAAAACCCUUCAAGUGCAGUCUGUGCGCGAAGGCGUUUUCACAGUCAUCUGCUCUUGUAUUACAUCAGAGAACACACACGGGAGAGAAACCCUUCAGUUGCACUCUGUGUGGGAAGGCGUUUGCACGUUCACAAAAUCUUAAAAUACACCAGAGAACACACACAGGAGAGAAACCCUUCAAGUGCACUGUGUGUGACAAGGCAUUUUCACAUUCAUCAGUUCUUAGGAUCCACCAGAGAACACACACGGGAGAGAAACUCUUCAGGUGCAGUCUGUGCGGGAAGGCGUUUUCACAGUCAUCUGGUCUUGUAUCGCACCAGAGAACACACACGGGAGAUAAACCCUUCAAGUGCAGUGUGUGUGGGAAGGCGUUUGCACAUUCACAACAUCUUAAAAUACACCAGAGAACACACACAGGAGAGAAACCCUUCAGUUGCACUCUGUGUGGGAAGGCGUUUGCACAAUCACCAUAUCUUAAAUUACACCAGAGAACACACACUGGAGAGAAACCCUUCAAGUGCACUGUGUGUGGGAAGGCGUUUGCACAUUCACAACAUCUUCAAUUACACCAGAGAACACACACGGGAGAGAAACCCUUCAAGUGCACUGUGUGUGACAAGGCAUUUGCACAGUCAUCAGGUCUUCAUAGACACCAGAGAACACAC
Messenger RNA from Callorhinchus milii (elephant shark), 882 nucleotides. Its product is annotated as zinc finger protein 79-like. The record is from RefSeq and is a predicted model, not a curated record. The annotation marks the transcript as partial. Lineage: Eukaryota; Metazoa; Chordata; Chondrichthyes; Chimaeriformes; Callorhinchidae. The transcript has 2 exons.